GGCCCAAAGGCAACGCCCAGGGCUCAGUUGCUUUAGGGCAACAGUGCGAUUCAGAAGAUGGAGAAUUAUCCGUUUCCUCUGAGUAGCGUUAGUGAUUCAUGGCUGAAGCUCAGCUCCUCCGCCUGGGUGACGGAUCUCAUCCUGGGCAUCCUGUGUGGCCUGGGGCUCUUCCUGCUCCUGCUCCCCUGCCUCGGGAGCGGCCCGUCCUCGCCGCCCGCCCGGCAGAAAAGGAGCGUCAGGAAGGCGGACAGGAGGGAGCGGCCCCGGAGCAGGAAGAGGAGCGGCCCUCUGAAAGCUUAUAGAGACUGCCGGAGGGAACUCGAUGGGGCUUGGGACCUGACUUUGCUUCUGCAGAGCUGCCAGGUGAAGCUCCCUGACAAGGGGGGCUCUCAUCAGCUCUCAUGUCCAGACCCCCCGGGGGAGGAGUGCAACCCAGCACCUGCCAGCGCCCACCGGCCACGUGCGGAGCGUGUGCAAGAUGCUUCGCCCACCACCUCGUCUCCACUGGCAUCGCCAGCUCCCCUGGCCCAGAGCCCUCCGCCUCUGGCCUCCACGCUGUCUCCAGGUCCGACAGCCUCCCCAGUUUGUGCUGGAUCAUCACAGUCAUCCCUGAGUGCCGCCCGGCCGCCAGAGCCUUUGCUGCCCCCAGAACGCCCCUCACCCCAGCCACAGGCGCUUUCCCCUCCCACACCGCGGUCUCCUGCUCCCGUGGCCUGCCCUCUGCCUCCUCCUGACUCCAGCCUGGCUCAUGCUCAGUGUGACUCAAUGGCGCCCCCACUGGGCACUGUCCCACAGAGCUAUUCUCCACACUAUAACAACUGUUGGUUGCCUCCUCCCGUCUCAAAGAUAUCGGACCUUAGUUGCACAAGUGACACCGUCUCAGCCCUCACCUGGUGGCAGGUGGCUGCCAGAACUGGCAGAGCCUGGAGCCUCUCCGCCUCAGCCGAGAGCAAAUCCCAGCAGGGGCAUCUUUCCAACCGCCCACCAGAGGCUUCCUCCUGGGGAGACGCCACGCACAGGCAGAUGGAGGGUCGUGGCCCCUCUUUCAUCCACACUGACGUCCAGGACCUGCUGGAGACGCUAAUGGGUAAGAGGAAGGAGAACGAAAAGGAGGGGUCAUCUCUGAAACAAGUGAGCCCAGACUACCCCCGGGGUUGCCUGGGGAAUAUGGUGAAGUCACCGAGCGGAGAUCAGGACACAACCCCACAGCGCUUCUGCAACAUGACAGACAAACCAGAGCAGCUGCCAGGUCCCCAGCAGCUCUCCCAUCCCAAGGCCAAGGGGGACCAUUUACAGCAGAAAUGCACCCAGCUUUUCUGGGGCCUCCCCUCUCUGCACAGUGAGUCCCUGGUGGCUGCUGUCAGGGUCUCUGGUCCUCCGUUAAACUUUCCCUCUGUUUUAUUCAAUGGAUUCCCUAACUCCUUUGGCGUACAUCCACAUCCACAACUCUUUCUGCCCCAGUCCUGGCCCCACCACAGGGCCCUGCCCCAGCUCCCUCUGGCUGGGUUCCAGCCCCAGAUCUGUCUCCCACACUCUCUCUUGACCCCACAUUUCUGUUCACCUCAGAUACCUUUCUGUGGAGCAUUUUGCCCAACAGUCCGUAGGGAGGCCCAAUUUCCUCUCUCAACUGCUGUUCAACAACUAGAGUGUCACUUUCUGAAGAAGCAACAAGAAAGCAGGAGGGCCUUACCCACUAUAGUGAAAAAUUCUCAGGAAGUCUUUCACCAGCUCACUUCCGACAGAUGGACCUCCCAGACCUACAAGUCAGUUUCCAGCAGCUCAGAAGAUAUUAUCAACCCUGGGCUGUGGGGGCAACAUCCACGAAUAAGCUCCACCCGACACCGGGCCACACUGCCCCGCAGGAACCAGCCGUCUCUGGGCAGGGCGCAGCCAUGGGGCAGAUUUCCAAGGGCAGGUCAGGCAAAAGAGAAGCAAGGUGACUCCUGGUCUUCAGCCUAUACAGGUGGAAGCAGCCAGGAUAUACAGGACAUGGAGUCCAAGGGCCCAGCAAUUUUUCAGAUAUGGAAACACCCAAGCCUGAAACCGGGGCACUGUCCAGAGAGUGAUUCAAAUCUAUCUUGCAAUUCAAACCGCUCCCUAGUGGUGCUUCCAAGGGCCAGCUCUCAGGAGGAGUCAGAAAGCAGCCGGAUGAAGCCCUCAAGUGACACAAGACAUGACUUACCAGACAAGGGGCACGUAGAAGACAUCCUGAAAGUCCACUUGAGCAGGAAGUUGGGGCAGAUUAAGCAAGGCAGGAUCCCUGUAAGCAUUUGUCAUUCCAGGCUUGCUAAUGACCAAGCCUUGGCCCCUUUUGAAAAUUCAAACAUGCACAUAGAAACUAGAACUCUAGCAUCCUCAAAGGGUCGGGAAUCCUCUGAAGACACCUCGCAGGGACUUCUUGAUCCAGGCCGUAAGCAUGCACUGGAAGCACAUGUUAGAAGGUUGCAGGUAAGGCACAAGUGGGGCCUACCCCUCAAGAUCCUCAAGACAAAAAAUCUCUUUAUGUUGAAAAAGGCUCAACCCCCACCCCUUCCACUCUCCACCUUUUCCUCCUGGGCCACCUGUGAAUCUGGGGACAACUCCACAACUGAGGUUGUCAAGUUCCUGGGAGAAGAUCCUCAGGAAGGUCCAGGAGAGAAGAUAACAGAAAAGUCAGUCCUCACCCAGAUUGGUCCUCACCCUGCCACCUCACCUGUGGGUGAGAAUGUCCAGAUGGACCUGAGAGGGACCCAGUCUGGUGACAACCGUGGGCAUUCAGAGGCUCUUUCCACUGGGCAGAAGGGCAGGUGGCCUUCUCAGCCUCUCACAUCCAGAACCCGGCACAGUGAGAUGUUCCUGGGGGCCAGGAGAGGCAGCCCAGAGCUGAGUCCAGGUUCAGCAAUGGCCAGGAGUGAGCCAUGGGAGGAAGAGAAGAGCGUGGCCUCAGGAGACUUCCAUUGUACUGAGUCAAUGCAGCAGCUCACCUUAGGGUCCCAGUCUUCAGGGGCCAAGAAGACCAUCAAGCCAGUGAAGGCUAAGAAAAAGAAGCCCCCUGCUUGGGAAGCCAUCUUGGGAACCAGUAUGAGGGCAGACUCCCACAGGUUUAAUGUCAGCCUGAGCUCAGGGUCUCUGAGCAACAGCAACAGCUCCCAAUCCUUUAUAGUUUAUGUCCCCCAGAACCCAGAAGAGCUAUGCCUUAAUGCUCCAAGGGUUGGUGCGUGUCAGAACCAGCCUCAAGGCCUUGCCCCAAAUGUCCUCCUCCAAGACUACACCACUGGUGUCCUCCUUGGAAACUAUGACCCUGACGUUCUGGGUGUAGACAUCUGGGCCUUUCCGGCCACUCUGUCCAGCUCCCACAGCAAGUCCACUGCUGACACAGGAUGGCCAUGUGAGAGUCAAAGCAAGCGGUCUGGCCCUACUGACAAGAGAGAGCGCUGCAGGAGGCCCAAACCAGGGGGGCAAAAACAAAGGUCUGCAAGACCAAGGACCUCCCAAACCAAUGGUAUAAGCCACCCCUCCCAGGAUAGGGAAUUAGCCGAAUCACCAAGAAGCAAGUCCUCCCAGCUCCUGCCAAAUGAAGGACAGGCUCCUACAGGAAGCCGCUUUAGGAACAAAACAAGGCAGUUUCUGCAGUGGAUUUUCCCCAAGAAAAACACAGGGGAAGGAGAGCCCGUGCAAAACCGCGAGCCUGCAUCAGCCACUGCCCAGUGCUUGGGACGGGUCACAGGCAGAUCAUGUACGGACGCCAGAAUGGAUAAAGUGCGGGGGCUCGUGACCACUGUCGGACAGAUCCUAGAGGAGGAAACUGGACCCAACCAUGAACUUCCUGUCUCAAAGGGAAAUCGGUACAGAGAGGAACUCCAGGCCACAGUGGGUGGGAGUUGCAGCCACCACAGAGGCCCCUCCCAACCGGAGAAAAGGAGAGUGAUGAGUGAUACCGCCUGCAAUCACCAAGCCACUCCUGUGGGCCACAGCUCUCCUGUCAAGAACAGGUGGGUCCGAGACAAGAACAGCAACCAGGCCUCCCCAGCCAGGCCCUGCCAGCAUCGGCCAAGAGUGGCAAGAGCCUCCAGCUACCCUAUCGGCUGCCCCAGGCACUGCUGUCUACCUAAAGGUGUCUUGCCUGGUCAACCAGAUCACACUUCUCCCACCUUUCCUGGUGAGCAAACCUUUCUCUCAGAAGAAGUCCAGUUCCGGCAGAGAAAACGAGUUCUGUCCUAUGGCAGCACAUCCCCGAUGUGCUAAUGGCUCCUCCUACUGAGAUGUGUGAUCCUUCCAAUCAGAUUGUGUGUUUUCUCAUCA
Molecule: messenger RNA, 4281 nt
Organism: Microcebus murinus (gray mouse lemur)
Lineage: Eukaryota; Metazoa; Chordata; Mammalia; Primates; Cheirogaleidae
Source: RefSeq, a predicted model, not a curated record